GAGAUAAAAAAUGUGUAGAGUCAAUCCGCGAUACACUCAUUCAGGAAACUCAAACUCGUCCUUUCAAAGUGUGUUUAUUUUCAGUGGCAGUGGCACAGAAGAUCCCUAUAAAUGCUGAAAACGAGAGGUUGAACAGUUUGUGAAUUUUCUGUAUGCGCCUGCAAUAAGAAGGAAACGCGGAAUACGAAUUAGACCCAUGCCUUCAUCAGCAGCCGCGAUCAGCGGUAGCACUCCAUGUACUAAAAGAUUUAGUUCACGUUGUUUUCCCUCUACACGUUUUUAAGAACUAAACGGUAGGAAUCAUAAGCAAGGAGAUGUUUCCAGGCUUCAGUCUUGGUUGAUUAGCACAUCUGGAUGAUUUAAUUGUGAUAUGAAGUUCGAAUUCUCAAGAUUAAAUCGAAAAUAUCGCAGUCAUGGACGGGACUAUUGUGCGCCGUCUGGGAUUUGUUGACAUACUUGUUGCAUCAGUGUUCACUGGAGCAUUCUUCUUUAUAGCAUUACUGCUGUACCAGCGCGCCAAGGAACAUCCAAUGAAUAGUCUUCUAAGAAAAGCUCAUAGAGUAGAUGGCUUUAUCCAGAAGCAACUGGCAAAAAAUCUUUACCGAGAAGACUUCGAUCUGCUUCCGCCUGUCAUGGGAGAAGGAGACGAUUUGUAUUCACUUGAGAAGUGUGGCAGUGUAAUGGAGCGCUACGGUUUCUUUUCAGUCGAGGUAACAGGAACUGAACAGGACAUUGAUGUGAUGGUUUCUCCGAAGAUGUUUGCCGUUCGAGACUUGGAUGUCGACGAAACACGCACACCCGUGGGUUUUGUUUGGGUGCGAAUGAGCAACUUGUUACAGCAAAUAGGAACACGAACGUCGGAUCUGCUCGAAGUGUUAAAGGAAGCGAAUCAACAGUUUGUAAGCGCAAGCGCGAUAUAUCAGCAUUUUCUAAGGAUUGCACAAUCCAGAAGUGAAGAUCUUGACUUCCACGUCGUGAAGAACGAGCCGGCAGUAACAUUCAAAGCAAGAGAAUUGCACCAGGAGCGUUAUGGCUAUAUGAGAGUUAUUGAUGUUGCGGUGUCCUUGACCUUCUCUGCUUGGCCUAAUGUGGCAACAGAAUGGUUGAAUCGCGCGAACAGAGAGUCGCACCUUCUUAGCAUCGGUACCAUUCAAAAAAUCGCAGGAAGUGGAUGCCAUUUAGUCUACAAGCCAUCAGGUUUAUCUGAAGAUCCUGAACUAGACUGGAGGUUUUCAUUCUCCAAAGCAGAGAGAACAUUGCUUCAGUAUCACAGUGAUAAACACGCGCUCAAGCUUUGUUACAUCAUGCUAAGGUACGCAUACAAGAAACACUUGAAACCGAGGUUGGAUACAAAUAAGGUUUUAGCAUCGUAUUAUCUGAAAACUUUGUUUCUAUGGCUCGCAGAGACAGAAACUGGGUUUGAUUACUAUAAUCUAGAUGAUCGGCGACUAGGCGGUCUGUUUGAGUUCAUGGUAAAGAAACUUAUAGAUUCUUACAAGAAACAAUUGCUGCCUCAUUACUUUAUUCGUCAAUGGAAUCUGCUUCGGGACUUCGCGAAAGAAGACCUGAAACAAGUGCUAGAUUUCUUGGAAGAUCUUUUGCAAAAUAGCAAAGAUUACGUCACGUACAUUCGAAAUACACGGAAGUAUGUUGCACCGCUGGCCAAACAAAAUGGAGGACCAUACAAUGAACUUCUUAUGAUUAUUGAUGAGUCUUACACAACAUACCUCCUAACUCAAGUACUCGUUAUUGCAACUUCCACCUUUGCAUCUCUAGUGUUUGUCAAGUGUGUGCUAAAUCUGUUUUCUUUAGACCUAGCCCUAUGCUCAUUGUAAUUUUAUAACGGAAACCUUUUGAUUUGAAUGUGUCUUAUUAUAUUGUACUUGUGGAUUAUGAAAUGGAAUACUAACUAAGAUAUAUUGCACUUUUUAUGAAUCACUUAUCUUAAAAGAGAGCAACAACAACAGUCUUUCACUCCAGAGUCUCCCUGUUCGAGGGCUUCCAAUGUAUUCUACAUUUGUUUUUUCAAACACAAAAGCAACACUGUUUUCCUUAAAGAUGCUAUGUUACGGUUUGCGUAUCCUGAAAAGUUUAGCCUAAAUUUUUGAAGCUAAGUUCAUCAUUUGUAAUCCGUGUUAAUCUUCUCCAUCCUUAACCAUCCCUGUUCCGUUAUGGUUUAUGAUCAUCUCUUUGGUGUUUUUACUAUCUUAGUAAACUGCUAUAUUCAGGUUUCCAUGACUGAGCUCCCUUAAAAUUGAAAAUAUUAACUUGCCCAAAAUACUAAUUACAGUAUUGGAGGAGCUUGAGUAAAAUAUUGUAAUUGUCACUGGCCAGCAAUAAAUAGCGAAGUUUCUUAAAGGGGUUAAUUUUAAUCCCGCGAAACAGUCAGUUAAAUUUGCCUACUAAUGAGAAUGCUUACUUUCUGUACAGCAAUAGUUAAGUAGUUAACAUAUCUUAUGGAAAUAAUUCGAAACAUAUCUUUCUUUUACUGAAACGUCCAGCUAGUUCAGUCGGUUUAAUGGGAAGUACUUUUCAAAACUCUUUCCUGUCGUUUGAAAUAUCUUCAGAAAGAAUAAACUAAAAAAGUUAUAUCAACUUCGCUUUUAAGACUGAUAUGAAGCCAUUGUUCCCAUCGUACGUUUAUGGUCAGUCAGGCUUCGUAAAAAGUGCCAGUUGAAGUGCGUGAAAUACGUCCACAGUCAAGCUCAAAGCGGGCGUGGUAGAAAG
Messenger RNA from Orbicella faveolata, 2727 nucleotides. Its product is annotated as cyclic GMP-AMP synthase-like receptor 1. The record is from RefSeq and is a predicted model, not a curated record. NCBI's taxonomy places the organism in Eukaryota, Metazoa, Cnidaria, Anthozoa, Scleractinia, Merulinidae.